AUGUUGGACAAGGCCAAGCUCAAAACAGAACUAUUCCUAAUCUAUGAGAAUGACGAUUGUAAAGCUUGCAGUCUGUUCCAGUUUUUCAUGGAGAACAAACUUCAGGGCAAGUUCACUAAGACUGUCAGUCUUCUCAAGAUUCUCAUCACCACACCCAUGACAACAGCAGAAUCAGAGAGAGAAGGACUGGGCUUGCUAAAAGUUAUUGAGGCUACAGUGUCACUCAAACCACAGUUCCAGCCACGAUUUUGUCACGCACGCAAUGUACCCUACGCACUGAAACCGAAAGUGGAGGCAGAAUUAAAUCGUCUAUUGGAGCUGGGGGUCAUCUCCCCUGUAACAUGCAGCGAAUGGGCUACCCCUAUCGUACCAGUGGUAAAAAGGAAUGGGGAUGUGAGGAUUUGUGGAGACUUCAAAGUAACAGUGAAUCCAGCCCUUUGUGUUGAUCGUUACCCGAUUCCACGAAUAGAGGACUUAUUCUCAUCAUUGGCAGGGGGUCAACGUUUCACCAAACUGGAUCUCUCAAAUGCUUACUUACAAGUGCCUUUAGCAGAAAGCUCACGCAAAUGUCUCACUAUCACCUCGUCGAAAGGGCUGUUCUGUUACAAUCGUUUACCAUUCGGCAUCGCUUCGGCUCCUGCAAUUUUUCAAAGGGCAAUGGAUCAGAUCUUACAAGGUCUUUCCAAUGUUCAUUGCUAUUUAGAUGAUAUAUUAGUGAUGGGGUCAAAUGACGAGCAGCAUCUAAAAAAUGUAGAGGCAGUCCUCAGCCGUCUGGAUGAGUUUGGGCUAUGUGUCCAACGUGAGAAGUGUGAAUUCUUUAAAGAUUCGCUGGAGUAUUUGGGGCACAAAUUGAAAGGGAGGCACUUGGAAUUGUCGCGGAAGUUUACAUUGCUCACGGACCACCGUCCGCUGACAACAAUUUUCAGUCCAACGAAAGCUAUUCCAUCUAUGGCUGCGGCCCGUAUGCAGCGCUGGGCUUUGUUGUUGGCAGCAUAUGACUACGAUAUCCAGUACAGAGUUGGUGCACACCACGGUAAUGCGGACGGUCUAUCACGUCUACCUCUGCAAAACGCAUCUCAGGUUAAGCUGGACACAGUGGAGUUGCUUCAAGUCAAGCAUCUGGAUUCUUUGCCAGUGCUGUGUUCAGAUGUUUGUAAAGAAACAAGGUCUGACGCCACUAUGUCACAAGUAAUGGAGAUGGUGGCAACGGGACAGUUUUCACAAGUCACAGAUGCAAAUAAUGUGCUCGCCCCGUAUGUGAACAGGAAAGAUGAGUUGACUACACAACAGGGUUGCCUCAUGUGGGGUUGGAGAGUUGUUAUUCCUCCUAAACUGAGAUCCAGGGUACUGGCAGAGCUGCACACUGGGCAUCCGGGUAUCGUAAGGAUGAAGGCAGUUGCUCGGAGCUAUGUCUGGUGGCCUGGCAUUGAUGCCCAAAUUGAACAAUUGUCAAAAACCUGUCACUCAUGCCAAACGACGCAAAAAGCUCCUGGUCCCUCACCAUUACACCCUUGGAAGUGGCUGGAAUCACCUUGGCAGCGAAUACAUGUGGACUUUGCAGGUCCAUUUGAAGGACACAUGUACUUGGUAGUCGUGGAUGCUUACUCCAAGUGGCCAGAGGUGUGCGUGAUGGAGUCAACUACAUCUACCAAGACCAUUCAGGUGCUGAGAGGAUUAUUUAGUCGUUAUGGACUCCCAGAAGUGCUGGUUAGUGAUAACGGACCUCAGUUCACCUCGGAGGAGUUCCAGACAUUUCUCAAGUCUAAUGGAGUGACACACACACGUUCUGCACCUUUUCACCCAGCUACGAACGGCUUGGCUGAACGCUUGGUCCAGACAUUUAAGUGGGCACUACGUUGUUCUAAGGGGCCAACUUCGAUUCAACAAAGGCUGGACACCUUUCUACUGGCGUAUCGAAACACUCCACACGCCACCACAAAGGAAUCACCUGCCAUGUUGUUUCUGCACCGCAGGUUGCGUUCUCGCUUGGAUUUGUUAAAGCCUAAUGUUGCCUCUGUGGUGGAAAAAGCACAAAUCAAACUGUGCCAGCAGCGUCAAGUGCAUGCUAAAGACAGAACAUUUUCUGUGGGUGACAAAGUAUUGGUGCGUGAUUAUAGGAGGGGAAAGAAGUGGACACCUGGUGUUGUUUCAGUAAAGACAGGCCCGGUAUCAUACACUGUCGAUGUGGGAUUUUCAGUUCACUGGAGACGUCAUGUUGAUCAGAUGUUGGCACGUCUAACUGACUGUAACAACGGAAAUGAGACGGGACCGGAGGUCAUGGAGGUUCCUGAGGGGAAUCUGACAGAUCCUUGUGAAUAUCCCAGGUCAGAAGAAACUUCACCGCCUAGUCUCGAUCCAAUCCAGACUGGGUCAGCACAACCUGUUGAUUCAUUCUCAAGUGAAACUGGUGAAGUGUUACGCACUCCACACAAAGAGUCGAGGAGAUACCCGGAACGUACCAUUAAGCCCCCGAUACGGUUUAGCCCUUAA
Xyrauchen texanus (razorback sucker) is the source of this 2490-nucleotide messenger RNA. RefSeq lists its product as uncharacterized. The coding region runs from base 1 to 2490 and encodes 829 amino acids. Gene Ontology annotation, biological process: DNA integration. Gene Ontology annotation, molecular function: nucleic acid binding. The record is from RefSeq and is a predicted model, not a curated record. Lineage: Eukaryota; Metazoa; Chordata; Actinopteri; Cypriniformes; Catostomidae. The transcript has 3 exons.